AACCGGUAAACGAGGAACCCACAGGCGAACCAAGACUUGUAAUCAGGAAUUUGGAGUUGGGGGAUGGGAAGCUCUACGGGAACGGGAAGGAUUUCGAGUCGGGGGCACGAAGAUGGACUAGGAGUCCGGGUGCGUCGCUGCCUUAAGGGGAAGCGACUGCGCUCUACCACAUUUGCCCCAAGGGGAAAAAAUGCGCAAACCAGCAAGGAGGGUGUGGAAGUUCCAGCUGCGCCCGCGCCGCCCCAGGGCGCGCCCGCCCUCACGGGGGGUCGUAGGAGGUCAUGGGAGGGACAGAGCGGAAGAGGCCGCAGCCCCAAGGAGCCGCCGCCGGGGCAGGGCCUGGGCCGGGCCCAGAACCUCAACAUGGCGGCACCGGAGGUCUAUGUCGCGGAGGCCCCUGGGAGCUGUAGUGCGCCCUUGUCGGGCGAGUGACGCACUUCUGGGCUGGGCCGGAAGUUGCGGCCUGCGGUCUUCCGGACCGGGGAUGGGGCGUGGCUGUGCUGACUUGGUGUCACCGCGUUUACCGCGGGGAGCGGGAGGGAGGCUGCUUCAGUCUCCCGAAAGCGAGCGGAAACGUUUGCUUGUGGCUGCAGCCUCCGCCGGAGCGUCUUUCACGCCAAUGGGGAAGCCCAGCCGCCCAGCACUGUUUGAAAAGCUGCUUGAUGGCGGAUUUGAUCUGCAGGUGCUAGCAGUGGGCGGGGAACUGGCGGCGCUUGGGCAGGCCGCCGCUGUUCGCGUCUUUAACGAGUCGGUGGUUCUUUCUCUUUCUCUUUUUCAAUAACACAGCUGCAGUGACGCCAUACCAGUAGCUUCCUGCUUUUUUUUUUUUUUUUUUUUUUCCCCGUGGCAGCAGCUUUUCUGCGCUGGAAGAGUCACACUAAAAUAACGCUUGCACGUGAAUCCACAGUUUCUUGAGCCCUGUUUUAACACCGCCUGUUUUCCAGUUCUGCUCCGUCGUGUGCCCUUGCUCAGCGAUGUGUUGUGCAAGAAGGACCCCCCAGAGUAUCCUACAGCUCCACUGGACCCUCAGUUGGAUCCUCUUCCUGCUGGGAAUCCCCUGAUGAAGAUUGAAGUCGUUGAAGUCCUCACACUGAACCAAGAGGUAGCUCGUCCCCGAAACGCCCAGAUCCGGGCCCUCUAUGCCGAAGAUGAGGGCCUGAGCUCAGAUGUGCUCGGGGAGCCCACUCAACAGCUAGGCAAGCAGCCAGCUGACCCUGAGGUCGCGCGCCAGAGGUUCCGGGGCUUUUGCUUUGAGGAGGUGGCGGGGCCCCGAGAGGCCCUGGCCCGGCUGCGUGAGCUGUGCCGCCAGUGGCUGCAGCCCGAGGUGCACUCCAAGGAGCAGAUGCUGGAGCUGCUGGUGCUGGAGCAGUUCCUGGGCUCACUGCCCAGGAAGCUCCGGAUGUGGGUGGAGUCGCAGCACCCAGAGGACUGCCAGGAGGCAGUGUCCCUGGUGGAGGAUGUAACCUGGAUGUCUGAGGAGGAAACAUUACCCGGCCAGGACACCACCUGCUCUCUCCAGACCACGGCUCCUGAGGAAGAGGAGGAGGAGCAAGUGACUACGUGGCCAGCAAUUGAACCACCUGAGGAACCAGUGACCUUCCUGGAUGUGGCUGUGGACUUCAGCAAGGAAGAGUGGGGGCUGCUGGACCCAACACAGAGGACUGAGUACCAUGAUGUGAUGUUGGAAACCUUUGGACACCUGGUCUCUUUGGGGUGGGAGACUACACUGGAAAGUAAAGCGUUAACUCCGAAGUCUGAUACUCCUGAGAAAGAACCAGCCCAUGACCUGAAACUGGAAGAAUUCUCAAGGGAUGACACCUGGUCCCCUAUGUCAAGAGAUGUCUCACAGGGUGAGGCCCAGGAAGUCUUAGACGCAGCACUGAAGCGGGUAGGGCCAAUUCGGGAAGAAACCCUCCCUCAGAAAAGCUCCUUGUUGCGGGUGAACACUGGCCUUGGCACAAGCCAUAUUUCACUCCAGAAAACUCUCCCUAGAAAACGCUUGCGUAAGCGUGGCUCACGGGUUAAGAAGGUGACACGUAGUCCAGGUGUAAAAAUUCAUCAGAAGGACCGCAAAGGGGAAAAAGCCAGAGAAAACAGUGGUUGUGGGAGAGCCUUCAGCCGGAGCACUCAGCAGAUCACAUUCACAAGAAUCCACAAAGGGAGCCAAGUCUGCCGAUGCAGCGAAUGUGGCAAAACGUUCCGGAACCCAAGAUAUUUCUCUGUACAUAAAAAAAUCCACACAGGAGAGAAGCCGUAUGUGUGUCAAGACUGCGGGAAGGCAUUUGUUCAGAGCUCCUCCCUCACACAGCAUCAGAGAAUCCACACUGGAGAGAGGCCGUUUGAGUGUCCAGAGUGCGGGCGGACCUUCAAUGACCGCUCGGCCAUCUCCCAGCACCUGCGGACUCACACCGGAGCCAAGCCCUACCAGUGUCAGGACUGCGGUAAAGCCUUCCGCCAGAGCUCCCAUCUCAUCAGGCACCAGAGGACGCACACUGGGGAGCGCCCCUACACGUGCAACAAAUGCGGAAAGGCUUUCACCCAGAGCUCACAUCUCAUCGGGCAUCAGAAGACACACAGUAGGGUAAGAUGCAAGAAGAAACAGCCUGCCUCACAGCCGUCCAGCUGAGCCAGGCGAAGAUGUCGCCUCUUCAGCCUGACCCUGCCACGUAACACAAACGGGCCUGAACCGAAUAUGAAAGCAGCACUGAGUGAUGAUCUCAAAAGCAAAGGACAACCAAGGAGACCGCCCUGCACAGGAGUAAAAAAGAAAACUGGUGGGGGAGUUGUUGCUAAUGAAUAUAGGUUGGGAAAACAUUUUUCACUCACUUGAUUUGCUGGUCCAAUUUGGUCAUUAAAAAUGAUAACAGUAAAACUCGAAAAUGCUUAUAAUGUAAGUUUAAAAAGUCAGGUACCAAAAAGUCUGUGCACUGAUACUUUAUUUGUGGUAAAGUAUUUAUCCAUAUGGACAAGGCCUAAAAGAGAACAAGGAUAAAUAAACUGUAUAUUUCUGUGAUAGAA
Messenger RNA from Mustela lutreola (European mink), 3018 nucleotides. RefSeq names its product zinc finger protein 274 (gene ZNF274). Gene Ontology annotation, molecular function: DNA-binding transcription repressor activity, RNA polymerase II-specific; RNA polymerase II cis-regulatory region sequence-specific DNA binding. The record is from RefSeq and is a predicted model, not a curated record. Lineage: Eukaryota; Metazoa; Chordata; Mammalia; Carnivora; Mustelidae. Gene Ontology annotation, biological process: negative regulation of transcription by RNA polymerase II. The coding region runs from base 1061 to 2626 and encodes 521 amino acids. The transcript has 5 exons.